AUGGCAAAUCCUGCUUCUUCAGCCCAAAUCCCAGAGGUAGUGCUUGGCUCCUCCACUGGCCCCAAGAGCAUGCCUGUGAUUGCCUUUGGCACAGCAGCUAAUAACUUACAGCCUAUUCAGUUGAAAACAGCAGUUCUUGAGGCCAUCAAGCUUGGUUACAGGCACUUUGAUACAGCUGCCGUUUAUGGCUCAGAGCAGCCUCUGGGUGAAGCUAUCAAAGAAGCACUUAAGCUUGGCCUUGUUGCUUCCAGAGACCAACUCUUCAUCACUUCAAAGCUAUGGAGCAAUGAUGCUCACCCACAUCUUGUCAUUCCUUCCCUCAAGAAAUCACUUGAGAAUCUUCAAUUGGAGUACCUUGACCUGUAUCUCAUCCACUGGCCCAUCAGUGCCAAGCCAGGAAAAUUUGUGUUCCCACUAGUUGACGUUGUGCCAAUGGACUUCAAGGGUGUGUGGGCAGCCAUGGAAGAAUCUCAGAAACUUGGCCUCACCAAAUCAAUUGGAGUCAGCAAUUUCACUUGCAAAAAGAUUGAAACUUUACUCUCUCAUGCUACCAUUCCUCCCUCAGUCAAUCAAGUGGAGAUGAGCCCAUUCUGGCAACAGAAGAAGCUAAGAGACUUCUGCAAGGCCAAUGGUAUAGUUGUGACUGCCUUCUCUCCUUUGGGUGCCAAGGGAACCAGCUGGGGAUCCAAUCAUGUUAUGGACAGCAAAGUGCUUCAGGAUAUAGCAGAGGCUCGGGGAAAAACAGUUGCUCAGGUUUGUAUUAGAUGGGUGUACCAGGCAGGGGCAACUCUUGCUGUUAAGAGCUACAACAAGGAGAG
Prunus avium (sweet cherry) is the source of this 818-nucleotide messenger RNA. The record is from RefSeq and is a predicted model, not a curated record. Lineage: Eukaryota; Viridiplantae; Streptophyta; Magnoliopsida; Rosales; Rosaceae.